AUACACACGUAUAUCACACAUACACAAACAAACACACACAUUAUAGCCAUAUCGUACAUCGUCGCCAGUACACGUUCGUUCGUUCGCUCGCUCGUUCGUACGUUCCACUUCGUUUUUUAACGAAUCUGAUUCAGAAAGCCGGCCCCACAACCGAGCCCCAUCGUCAUCAAUUUCAUAACGUCAUUUCGUCGUUUUUGUCGCAGUGUGCGCUCCACCUCUGUGUAUGUGUGUGUGUGUUGGUGUUGGUGUUAACUUGGCCAAGUUGGUUACACUUGCGUCUUGUGUGUCUCCACUUAGUUGCUAACGCGCUUCCAGCUAGAAUAGCCAGCCAGCCAUAGCCACAAAGGUCAGACAGCAGCGACAUUUAAACUCAAUCGCAAUCGCAAUCGCAUUCGUAAAUAAAACAACGCGCGCGCGCAAAUAUCUCGUCUCGAGUGUCCUGCCAGCCAGCAGGCAAGUGAAAUCUCGCAAGUUCAAUAAACCCGCACAAUAGUGAAAUAAUAGUGAGGAAAAUAAUAGAAAAAAAAAACCAAUAGUUUGUGCGCAAAAUUUGUUGUAAAAAAAAAAACACACACAGCCAGGCAGCCAGCCAGUCAGCUAAGAGAGUGAGUGUGAGAGAGUGCUUGAGUGUUUGUGCUUAGCGGUUUGUGUGUUGACAGUGCGCGCUAAAAGUAAAUACACACACAAACACACACACAGAUAUAAAUGUAUAUAUAAUCGCACACAAAGGCACGCCAACCAUAAAGUGCAGGCCACGUUAAGCGACACAAUUUUAUGUAUGAAAAGGCAAAAAAUCGCGCUAAGCCCUUUGCCAAAUACUCGUACGUGUGCGAGCACAUAAUAAAAAAGUCUUUGCUCCGGCCAGGCUGAAAGUAAAGCAAAGAACGUAAAAUAUACAAACAACAACAGCAAGAACAACAACAAUAAUACCAACAACAAGAACAACAACAAGUAGACUCGUUUUAUUCACAUAUAUUUAUUGGGAUUACAAGAAGUAGCGGAAGAAGUACAACCAGCCACAAAAUGUCGCCGAUCGUUUUUGCAUUUUUGGCAGCCAUCUUAACAGAGGCGACCACAUAUGGCCAAGUGAACGUGGAGCCGAACACAGCAUUGCUCAACGAGGGCGAUCGCACAGAGCUCUUGUGUCGCUACGGACGGGCCAUCAACUAUUGCCGCAUCGAGAUCCCAGGCGAGCAGAAGGUUCUAAACUUAUCGCCCGAAUGGAGCAAAACACCAGGCUUUACAUACUACGGUGCCGGCCUGAAUGCCGGCCAGUGCGGUGUGAGCAUCGAACGCGUCAAGGCCAGCAACAAUGGUCAGGUGAAGUGCAGUCUCGGCGUCGAGGGUGAGGAACUAUCGGGCACCAUCGAUCUGGUUGUGGCAUUGCGCCCACAACAGCCAAUCAUUGAGCUUAUUUCCAAGCCUGAUCGUGAGGGUUUCUUUAACGAAAACACUUUGUUCAAUGCGCGCUGCAUUGUGCGCGAUGGUCGCCCACCUGCCAAUAUCACCUGGUACAUUGAUGAUAUGCCAGCACAGAAGCGUGUUACACCAUUGGAAAUCCUUUCCACACCCACCAACGACAAUGUGGAAUUGUCCACAUCGGUGCAGGAGAUACAGUUCCAUUUGGCGCCUGAAGAUAGCAACAGGAAGCUCGUUUGCCGCUCUCAUCAUCAAACGGAUCGCGAGAGCGUGCCACCACAGGAGGCCGCCUACAUUAUCAAUGUCAGAUAUGCACCCGUGCGUCAGGAGGAGGCUCUGGUCUAUGGUCUUUAUCUCGAGCAUACAGCCAUUGUCAAUAUGACCAUCCGUUCCAGCCCCACGCCACGCAUCGAAUGGACCAUCGAUGGCGCUGUUGUGCCACAGGGCACCACCAAUGACCGCUUCUCCGCCUAUGAGCCGCAAUACCUGGGCAAUGACUACUAUAAUGUUACAUUGGCCAUUGCCGGUCUAACGCUGGAGGACACGACCAAGAUAUACAAUUUGAGGGCCAGCAAUGCAUUGGGCAGCACAGACUACCAGGUGCGCAUCAGUUCGUCGAGCAGACCACCCAGCACUGGAUUGGAUGUGGCCGCUAUUGUGGGCAUAGUUGUGGCCGUUGCUGUCCUCGUCCUCAUUGUGCUGCUCGUCCUGUUUGCACGCGCCACUGGCAGAUGGUGCUUUGGCGGCAAAUCAAUCAAGACGCCCACAAACGAAACCGAAAAACAGCUCGAGUCUGGACAACAUGGCCAGAAUGUGGCCCUCCUUGAGACGCCCAAUGGCAUUACCCUUUUGGGCGCCAGCAAGCUACGCGAAGCGAACGGCAAUGGUCGUCAUCAGAGUUUAACCACAGAUGAACGCCUGUCGGUGGAGCCGCGCCUGCAUGACCAGGACGAUUCCUUUGACUAUGCAACCGAUCGCGAAAGUAGCGUUUAUAAUCCCACGACCAUGCCAUUGCGGAAUGUACUAAUGGGUCAGGCGGGUGGACGUAAUUCACAAACGAAGACGCCCAGCUCUGACAGUGAUAUGGAAGCCAAGGAACACACAGACCUGCUCCAGCGUGGCAAUGAGUUGGGCAUACCAGAGUCACGUUUCUCGCGCUGGGUACCCAAGGAUCAGCGUGAGUUGAUAGAGAAGCAAGCCAGGCUGCUUUCGGGGCGCAUCCAACUGAAAACGCCAACAACAACCACAGAGCCAAAGGCAAUGCCUCCGGCCACAGCGCCAAAGCCACAGCGAACAACGACAACAACCACAGCAACAAAUGCGACAAAUGCGACAAAUGCGAGAACAAAUGCGACAACACCAACACAGACGAUGCCAAAGAUACCGCAGGAAACGGAAAUUUAGAGUAAAGCUUAGCAGCAGGCUAAGAAUAACAGCGUAGAAGGCCGAAAGAGAAACGAAUUCUUUUGUGUGUGUAGCUUUUUAGGGUUUAUCAGUCGUUUAUGUUAAUUUUAUUUAUUUUUUGAAAAUGUUAUCGAUUUCUCAACAUCAGUAACAAUAACAACAAACAAAUGCAGCUUAAGUAAAGAAAGCUGCGAUCAGAUAAGCAAAUAAUUGACACACAAACUCGUCCGUUGAAUAGCUUUUAGCUGAAUGUGUAUGCAAACUAUUUGCCUGUCUGACCGUGCUGAAAGAUUUGAAACGCUUAAGGAAGUUAAUUUUACAUGGCAUUUUCAUCCAAGACAACAGGCAGAACUCACGACAGUUGCUCACAACAACAUCAACAAAAUCGACAAACAUUAAGGCUGUAAGGCAUGCUAUUUGUUAAUGGCUGUAGUAUGAAAGGAAAUAUAUAUUUGCAUAUUCGAUUUCUUUAAAAAUGCAUGCAUUGUGCGGAAGAGAAAAUGUAUUUUACCCGUAUCAAGGUAUUGUGUAUGUGUGUGUGUGUGUGUGGACACACUUUUCGUGUGUACUGUUAAUGUUGAAAAAUGCUUAGGGACACACAUUUUUUAUUUUUUGUAAUUAUAUGGAAAAUGGUACUUAUUUGUUUAUGGAGCAUGGCAACACUUUUUUAUAUAAAUGUUUUACGGGAGAGCUUUUAGUGAUACACAAUUUUAUAAAGAAACACGCCAAGAACGACUGCACGUUUUCAAGAAUGGACAUAUGUGUUAGAAACUACAAAAAUGUACGCUUGUAGAGACCGUUUAAGGUCUACUUAAUUUUUUCAAAUGGCAACAAUUUUUAGACUGUGCAAUGGGAUGUCGCUUUUUAAUACGUC
Scaptodrosophila lebanonensis is the source of this 3697-nucleotide messenger RNA. RefSeq names its product fasciclin-3 (gene Fas3). The transcript has 6 exons. Gene Ontology annotation, biological process: homophilic cell-cell adhesion; heterophilic cell-cell adhesion. The record is from RefSeq and is a predicted model, not a curated record. Gene Ontology annotation, cellular component: adherens junction. Bases 1024 to 2823 code for a protein of 599 amino acids. NCBI's taxonomy places the organism in Eukaryota, Metazoa, Arthropoda, Insecta, Diptera, Drosophilidae.